AUGCUUUAGACAGAAACAAAAUCAUCACUAUAUGCAUCGAAAUUAAUCUAACAAACAAAUUAUUCUGCUUUAUCAUCUUUACCAAAAACUUAUAUAAGAUAAGUUUAAGCUGAAGGUAUUCUUUGAUGAAGAAUAUUUUAGGUGAUAUAUUUAUGGCAGCUCCUUAAAAAUGUGCUAAUAUUUGGAAAGAGUUUAGAAGAAAUGACUUUACAUAAGUUUAAAUAUCUUAUAAAACAGCACUUUAAGUUUUUGAUGCUUGCAAAGAUGAUAUUUAAUCAAUGCUAAAAAUUAAUAGUGGAAAAGAUUUUUUUGAUUUAUUUGAUUAAGAUAAUGAUGGGUAACACUAUAGAUGAUCUUAUAGAUAUUUAAAUGAAGAUGAAUAAAUUCUAGUUUUUAGUAUAAUCAAAGAAAAAAUGUAAUAAGUUGCAAAUUUAUUAUUAUAAAUUUAAUAAUAUGUUCCAUUCAAAUAAUUGAUGAAAUCUAUAAGAACUUUAGAACAAAAUAUUUGUGAAUAUUAAGAUGUAUUAAGAUAAAAAAUUUAUAAAUCAGAAAUUGCUACAUAUAAAGAAAUAGGUUUAGAAAAAUUGGAUGAUUUUUAUGAAAAAUAUUACAAUAAUUUUCAAAAUUUUGAAUAACAAAAAUAAUUGAGACUGUAAAUAUGAAAUAUUUUAUAUUAGUUAAACACAAAUAAUAUAAUAAUAAGAAGAAAUGAAUUAAUUGGAAGAAAAACUAUCAAAAAAUACAGAAUUUCUUAAAGUGAAGCCUAAAAGAAAAUUGAAAGAUUUGCAAACAUAAGAAAAAUUAGUUUCUUUAGAUGAAAGAGUAGAAGAAGCCAUGGAUUUUAGAAGAGAAUUAAAAAACAUGGAAAAAUAAGAGUAAGAAAGGGUUGCUUCUGAAUAAUAAAAACGUAUAGAACGUUAAAAAGAGGAAUUAGAACGAAAACAUUAAAAAUAAAAUGAUUAACUUAAAGCUAAAUUAAGUGAACAGGAACAUAAAUUAAUAAUUUAGCUAAAAAAAGAAUAUAAUGUACUUUUAAAACAAAUUGGAUUACAUAGUAAUGAGAUUGAAAGAAUAUAAUCAUCUGCUAUGUAAAGUGCAAUUCGUAAAGGAGAUAAAGAGGGAGAAUUAAAAAGAAUGAAAGAAAGAACAAGGAUUUAAAAUUUUAUAAUAGGAGAAGCUAAAAGUAUUUUGACAAGUCCUCGAGUAUAAUAAUAAACUGCAACAACUUAUGAAGAAACUUCUAGUUCAUCACCUAGAUAAACUUUAACAGCAUCAAAAAAUGAAAGAGCAACACAUGAUAUAAAAAUUCUUAUUCAUAAAUAGAAUUAUACUCAAUUUUACAUUAAAAAGAAGUAUGGGGCUGUAAUUAAUAAUCUUAUAUAUAUAGGAUUUACCUGUUAAUUAUUAACCAGAGCCUUAUAAAGUAUAAGGGGAUAAUCAUGAACGAAUUGAAAAAAUUCUCUCAGUAAAGAAGAAAAAUCCUCAUGAUAUUUUACCUUCUCUUACAGAAUUGUAUGACAAUGAUAUGAAAGAAUAAGUAUUUUAUAAUCAUAUAAAAGAAUUUUGGAAAUACUUAAAAAUCAGAAUAAGAAUUAAUUAAGGAAAGAUUGAAAAAAAAAUAGUAUAUAUUAGAAAAAUUAGAAGAGUCAACUCGAUGA
This is a messenger RNA of Paramecium sonneborni, 1658 nucleotides long. The record is from the annotation of a GenBank genome assembly. Lineage: Eukaryota; Ciliophora; Oligohymenophorea; Peniculida; Parameciidae.